Symbiodinium sp. CCMP2592 is the source of this 9078-nucleotide messenger RNA. The record is from the annotation of a GenBank genome assembly. NCBI's taxonomy places the organism in Eukaryota, Dinophyceae, Suessiales, Symbiodiniaceae.
AUGGUCCAGCUACAAGAAGUGGUCGCCGAUCUGGCAGCCACCAAGGCGGCAAGUUCCGGGACAAGUUCGGGAGGCGCUCCUGAAGUGGUGAGACCCGGAAUUCAUGAGCUCCUGAAACUUCCCCCGCCUACAUUGGAAGGAGCGUUGGGCUUCGCUGAUUGGGUGCAUGGAGUCAAACCAGCGAUGUCAGAUCUCUCUGACUCGUCUGGAGAGUGUUGGGAGAUCUUGCUCACGGAGGCAAGAGACUGGUACCACAACCAGUAUCUCAAGGCGACUCCCUUGUCCCGCGUGAGGCUCAAGUACCCGACGUCCUCAACGGAAAGACAACCCAAAUGGGGACGAGUGCGACAUAGGAUGGAGCACCUGAUCAUCCAGUGUUGUCCGGAGUCUGUUCGGUCUGAGCUUUCGGCAGGUCGAACCACCGGGGUGUUGAGCAUUCUGUGCAAGCUCCACUCAGUGUACAAGCCAGGAGGAGUGGCGGAACGAGCCGAAGCGCUCAGGCAAGUUCAGCAGCCUCGGGCGGCUGACUCGCCCAUAGAUGCAGUGCUCCGUCUUCGGACUUGGAAAAGGUGGCUCACAAGGCUAACCGACCUCGGUGGCGCCCAGCCAGAUGCAGCCCUCAGUUUGCAGGCCUUGGAGGUUAUUGCAGGCAACGUGCUCAAGUCUUUGCCAAACCUAGCGUUCCGCGUGAACUUGGUGAGAGCUUCCCUCAACGUGGACACCCAGCCAGAUCACACCAAAGUCACCGAGUACUUUGAGCACUUGUUGGCAGAGUUGGAAGGAGUUUCCCGUGUGUCGGAGGCUACGACCACUGCAAGCCCCAGCCCUGCCACGAAGUCAGAGGCUACAAAGGUGCGUCAGGUUGCCCACUCGUCUGCACAGGACUCUUCGACUACGCCGUCGGCCGGUAGGGAAGGAAAGGGGAGCAAAGCUACGACACAGGCUGCGGGAGGGGACUCUCCUAAGAAGCUGUGCAAGUGGUUUCAUGAAGGGAAGGGUUGCCGUCGUGGACGAGAAUGCAAGUUUCUCCAUGACUGGGCUCAGAUCCCUAAGGGUGAUCGGGCAGAUCGAUGCAUAGCGUGCGGCGGUCAAGGCCACAGGAAAGAUGCAUGCCCAAACGCGCCGGGCCAAGCCAAGCGAGACGACGGUACCAGCGGCAACAAACCCAGCCGAGGAGACCCUAGCCCUAAGAGUAAGGCCGAUCCAGGUCUGCGAAAGGUGUUGAGUGAUGCUGCAGGAGUGCUCCGAGAAGCACUGGCCACAGGUUCAGCCUCGCCAUCAGCGUCUCAAGCUCCAGGUGCCACAGGUGUGACAGGAACAGAUUCGCAAGCCGAGGCCCAAGGCGAAGGUGCAAGCACAGGUCCAGUGAUGGCGACGGCGGCGAAGAUCCAGGCCCAGCUUGAAGACCUGGAAGCACGAGUUCUAGAUGGCCGCCCACGCGUGCGGGCAGUGAAGAGCUUAGGCGAUGAGGAUGAGGAAGAAGCCACGGCGCUUCUGGACUCAGGCGCCACGCACGCCGUGUUGGAUUCAAAACUGACGGCGACUGAACGCCUGGUGCCGUGCACCGUGUCCCUGGCUGGGGACCAGCGUCAGGUCUGGCAGCAGACCCCCGGUGGGUCAUUGGUUGCUAUGAUGCUCGUAAAGGAGCUGGAAGCCGCGAAGCUUGGUGAGUUAGAAGGGCGACUUCAGCGUGUCCAAGCCCAGCUGAAGGUUUCAGAAGGUCUGAAGUUUGAUGAUGCCCUGGAUGAGUUUGUCGGCACAGGAAGCUAUGAUGCCGCGGUUGCCUUUGCACAGGUGUUGCCUUUCAUGAAACAGGUGCCACUGAAGGUGAUCAACGGCCUUGCAACUUCCCUUGAGGGUGUGAACGGGUGGGAGGUAUUGAAAGGGUUGCCCCUCAACCGCCGCACCAGAAAGAGGUUGUAUCAGUCAAGGUGUUGGCUCAUCAACCAGGCUCCCGGACCAGUUGACCCUUUGUUGCGUCAGAUGUGUGAGCAGCGUGGUGUGGAGUUGGUCAAUGUAGCAGAGUUCAAGGCCAGCAGUUCUGAACCCUCUGUGUGGAGGGCCCUGUCAUGGGCAUGCUACUCAGGGCGUGUGUCAGCCAUCGUGGCUGAAGCUCCCAUGAGAACCUGGAAUGACAUCCAGGUGUCCACUGGGGAAUCUGUGAAGUUGCGCAGCGCAGGGUUUCCCUGGGGUUGCCCAACCAACACUAGGUCCAUGCAGGAUGGGGUUAAUGCCGAUACCCUCUCAGGAUUGCAACCCUUUUGGUUAUGGACGCUAGCUUCAAUAGCUAAGGGCGAAGGGAUUCCAAUGUGCCAGACGCAAUCAGUAGCUUCGCAGGACCCUACCCAUCCCUGGGUGUCGUUGGUUGUUGGCCCAUUUGCAAAGUGGAGUAACAGCAGCUGUCUUCAGGUGCCAUGCCGAGCAGAGGGUCAGCCCCAACACAGGUCAAUAGUUGCGUGCACGAAUUUGGGUUUCUCGCAACAGGUCCAGGAGGCUACCGCUCAGAGUGCGCCGCUUCAAUGGACUGACUUUAUGAGAGCACGCACGUUGGCUUUGUUUGGUGAAGGUUGCUCUGGGCGCUUUGGGGUUUCUCCGCAGGAGCCGCAUGUCGAUGCAGUUGCAGUUGAAGAUUCAGCCCCGUCCCCACAACGAGAUGGGAGCCCGCCAACGGUUCCAGAAGAAGGUCAAGCUCCCUCAGGGGACUUGGAAUCGCAACCUAACCCUUCGUUUCGGGGUCAGCCCUUGAGUGACAAGGAAAGGGAUCGCUGGCGCAGGCACAUAGAGGCGCACCAUUUGCCAUUUCGCAAGGACUGUCUGCAGUGCAUUAUGAGUGGAGCGCUGGGUUUGCAGCAUCGCCGCAUCAAAUGUCCCAACAUGUAUGCCCUCAGCUACGAUCUCACAGGGCCCUUUCAAGAAAAAGGGGUCGACGAAAAUGGAGGGUGCUACAAGUAUGCUCUGGUUGCAGGUCUUAGGGUUCCAGAUAUAGCCCUUCCACAGCCGUCCUCUAGAGAGAAGACCAAGCCGAAGGGAGGUGAUGCAGAUGUUGGUAGUGACAAAGGCCAGCCUCAGGUUGCUCAGCCUCCGCCGUUGGAUGAUCUUGACCGGGAGCAUAUCGACUGGUCCGGUGCAGAAGAUGCACCCUCUCGCGAGGAGGAGGCGCCAUUGUUCUCAGCCAAGGUUAAAGCAGCGGAGGGUUUGGACGGUGACGGCGAGGAGCAGCCAGAGAUCAAUCCACCUGAGGACCCUUCCGGGAGGUCAGGAGAUGAUGAAGACCCAUGGAGGGACAAGCAUGGUGUAGCUUCUAUGUCAGAUGCAGAGUUUGACGAACUUGUUUCCCAGUCUGCCUUCACAGGUGCCAACAAGGUCUUGAGGUUUGUGGUUCCCAUCAAAGGCCGUCAUGGGAGCUACAUCCUAGCAGGGCUUCAAGAAAUCGUCACCGAGUGUCACCGUGCAGGCUACCCCGUGAAGGUGGUCCAUACAGACCGUGCCAAAGAGCUGAUGUCAAAGGCAAUCAUGGAUUGGUUGCAGUCCCAGCUGAUACAGCUACACUUGGCAUCGUCAGGUAUGGGAGUGGAAAGGUGGCCAUCAGCCAUGGAGUUUGCUUGUGCUGAGCAUCGCCAUCGGAUGCUAUGCAAGGAAGGCAGUGUCCCAAGGUUUGGCCAAAAGGUGGUGUUCAAGAGCAAGCACCCGACGGGCAAAAGCAAAAGACCUUUCAUUAGGUGGGAGCAUGGCGUGUACCUACAUCCUACAACGAGGACAGAGGGAGGCCAUUUGCUGUUGCGUGCCGCUUCAAAUGCUUUCCUGGUUGCCAAGAACAUACGGACCACCGAGGAGCUGUUUGAUCCAGAAGCUGCAUUUGGCACUGAUGCGUUAGAGGCAGAGGUUGAGGACCACAAGCCCAGUGAGGAAGUUCCAAAGGCACCAGAGAGGAGGGUAACGGGUAAAAGGUACCUCAAUCACUACCUCCGUGCCAACAACCACAACUCCCAUCCGGGAGAAUGGACAGCGAUCCUUGUGAUGGUGGCUGAUCAGAUAGAGACUUUGGGUGGCUUCCAAUGCGGGAAAGACGGUCAGGAAGUUAUGGGGCAUUCGGUGUCAGUGGGCCAGGAUGUUGUGAGCUUCAAUCCGAAGUGUCGUCACUCCCUGGGUAUGAAUGUGAGGUUUGCAAGGAUGUCAGCCCAGGAAUGGGAGGAGUUGUGCCAAUUGGAUGAAGAGCAGUUUGAGGAGAGAUUCGCCAGGUGGCAGCGGGUCCUUGGGGGGACAGAUGAAGACCCAGAUUUGAAUCCCUUCUCUGCUCGGAUUCCACAAGGUUUGUUGGUAGCAACCAUCUUUGAGCAACGGGACUGGGAAAGGGACCCGAUCUUAGCUGUGCGCCGUGAUGAUGGAACGACUAUCACCCUUGCGAGAGUGUACCAGUUCUCAGACGACAGCUAUGUAGAUGACUCCCCGUUUCCAGAUCGCAUGUUGAUGUAUUCAAUCCACGACUACACCAGGGAUGUGUUUGAGAUGGUUAUCCUUCGGGUUGAGAUGAUAGAGGUCCCACCUGAUCCACCAGACCAGCCUCAAUUAGCAAUUCCUGGCCCUCCACCGCCCGAGAUCCGUGCUGUUCGAGCGUCACAAGCCGUUGAGCCACCUCAAGAAAGCUGCCAGCUUCCCAUUCCUUUGCCCAAUCCUACACACCUCAAGCAUGCAGUGUCCGAACUCAGGAGGAGUGCAAAGGAGGCAGAGGAGGUGAGUGUCAACAAGGCAGAGGCGGCUACUACGAAGGGGCUUGAGGAUGUGUUGGGAGCUUUGGUUGAACCUCUGAGCGUGACCCACACGGCAUCUCAGGAGGAGGUGCGUUCGAAUCUUGACAAAUGGAAGGAGUCAAUCAAGAAGGAGCUCUCUUCGUUGCUAGGUCCAGGUGUGUUGGUGAGCCACAAGGGCCAAGAUGCCAAGGAUCGACUGAACGAUCCUUCGACAACAGUCAUCUCCUUGAAGGGCGUCUUCACUGCUAAGCCCCCUUCAUCCCCAGAGGAGGGGUUGUUCCGCAGGAAAUGCAGGCUUGUGGGCUGUGGAAACCAGGCUACCCAUGUAGAUGCAGAUUCCCUUUAUGCAGCUGGUGCCCCGGCCGAGGUGGUUAGGACAGUGCUGACUCAGGGAUGCCGGCAUCAAUGGUCGGCCUUUACCACCGACAUCAAGUCGGCUUUCACUCAGACGCCGAUUCCGCCACAUGCCGCUCGGCGGUAUUUGCUCCGGCCACCACGUUGGAUGGUGGAACUUGGGCUUGCAGAGCCCGGCGAGUACUACUCGUUGGGAAAGGUCUUGUACGGCUUCAAGGAAGCACCUGCCUGGUGGAGUGAGCACAGGGAUGCGAAGCUUCUGACGGCAGAGUUUUUGGGAUGCCAUUUGGAACAAGGGCAGUCCGACCCUUCUGUCUGGCGUAUCAUGCGCGGCCAGCAGUUAUCUGGCUACCUUGUCACCUACGUUGACGACUUCCUGAUCGUGAGUGACAGAGCAACUGCUGUGGGGUUACACCAAUGGCUGCUUGAGGGGGCAGGGUGGCAGACAGAUGGCCUGAGUGAGGCCAAACCUGGGUCGCCCAUAAGGUUCCUAGGAAUGCAGCUAAGUGGGUUCGAAGAUGGGCAUUUUAGUCUGGACCAAGAGGCCUACGUCGAUGAGCUUAUCAGGUCCUACAACUUGCCCGAGACCGCAAGGUCCAAGGUCGUUUGCCCCAAGGAGUUGCUUUUCAACGAGGACAAAGCAGACGAUGCGGAUCCCGACGAGAAGGUCGUCAGAGCGGCACAGAAGAUUGCCGGGGAGUGUUUGUGGCUCUCGCAGCGCACGAGACCAGACAUUGCCUACACGACAAGCGUCCUGUGCGCGAAGGUUUCAAAGGACCCACACGGGGCGCUAGCCGUAGGCCAUAGGCUUCUGUCGUACCUGGCCCAAACGAAGGGCUACAAGCUGCAUCUGACGCCUGAUCCAGAAGCUCCGCCAGUGCGUGUCUUCACAGACGCUUCGUUCUCCCCACAGGGAGAGCACUCCUACGGAGGGCACAUCGUAGAGGUCUACGGCGUGCCGGUGCUUUGGAGAGCAUCAAAGCAGGCGUUAAUCGCCUUGAGCUCAGCGGAAGCUGAACUCAUUCAGGCCGUAGAGGGGGCAACGUAUGCCGAGGCUUUGAUGGCAAUGCUGAGUGACCUCCGCAUCCCGUGUUCCGGUGCUGAGCUCAACCUGGACAACACUGCUUCCAUCUCCUUCAUCGAAGGAUCUGGGAACCAGAGGACCAGGCACUUGAAGGUUCGAGGGCAUAAGAUCAGGCAGUUGUUAGCCUUUGGUUGGACCGUUAAGCACUGCCGGGGUGAGAUCCAGCGGGCUGAUUUACUCACGAAGCCGCUGCCCUCACAGCGGGUGAGGUUCCUGUGCGGACUACUGCGACUAGUUCCCGAUGAGCCUCACCGGGAGGAUGCAGCAGCUGAACUGCCGGCGGUGAGACAAGUCACUGCCCAGACAUCUCCAUGCCUGGCUGGCCUACUGUUGUUUCUCCAAACCUGCGGGUGUCUUGGAGGUUCUGAGGAGGAGGAAGGAUCGGGUGUUUCCAUAGAGUGGCCCUGGGAGUUGGCAUUGGUCACACUCAUGAUCGUGCUGUCUACCCUGUUUGUGUGGGAAGCCACCGGGGCUCCAUGCAGGAGGCGAGCUCCUCCAGAGGUGGCACAUGUUCGCGCAGUGAAUGGGGACCCACGCAGCAGGCGUUCUAAAAAGCUACAGGAUCAAGUGAAGGCUGCCAUUGACAGUGUUGUCAACAGUCCAACGGAGGACGACGAGCCUCCUCGUGCCCGGGGAAGGAACAAGUGUCCAGUCGGAUCAUCUGGGAGCACCAGCCCAGGUGUGAGCAGCCAAGGCCCCACCGUUGUCUACGGUGGAAUCAACAUGCACAUGCACGGUGGUUCUCAUGAUGAACCCGCGCCUGCCGGCUUCCCUGCCUUCCAAGCUCCGCUGACCUAUCCAGGGUUGAGGAUUGUCUUUGGUGGCAUGCGGAACGACGAGGAAGUGAACCCGCUUUGCGCAGUGACAUCGGCGAGCAACCGUGUCUUUGGGGUCGUCACGCAGAUGGAGGCGCUUUCAAGAGAAGCUUCUGAAGACCAAGGCCUUGAUUCUCCUGGUUUCUUGGUCAAAGGCUGGAUCCUGGAGCUGGCAGAAGGUAGGGAUGGCACCCUCCGCUGGGCAGACUUCAUCCCUUCCUGCAAGAAUUGCAAGGAAAGGCUCCGUCCCAUUCUGAUACACGGCGAAGUAGCAACAUGCCCGGAGUGCAAUGGCAGGAAGGGCGCAGGCCGCUGCAUGAGAUUCAGCUGCCCUGACGACUCUGAGACUCCAUUUUGUGACGCGGGCUGUGCAACGUCUGACGGGCAAGCAUAUUGCGGGAGUCACCCCUACUUUGGAGGUUAUGAUUUUGACCCUGACGAUCCUGACACUGAUGAGCGAUGCUGCAAACCGGGUGGCGUGCCACUAUUUCAGGUAGCCGUUGCGGCACACCGACGCUUCGAAGUCCACCUUGCGGUUCUAUGCCCUGCAAGCCUGAACCUCUAUGCUGGAGUGUUUCUUACCUCGUACGGUCCGGAUGAUGAUUCUGAUGAUGAUGACUGUGACGUGACAUCGUUCCGAAUUACUUGUCACACAGGAGAAAGGUCGGUGAUAUCUUGCGAGGAGAUUUCGGGAGAGCUGGGCCGCGUGACGGGAGCAACCAUGCUCGGGGCAGACAUGCCAGACCCCAUCGGGUUUGGUCAAUCAAGGCUUAUGCUUGUGUACCAGAGGGGUAGCCCUUUUCUCCUUCGCAAUACAAAAUCAUAUGCAUGUGAGUGGGCUGGCCGAGCUGAAAUCGCCUGCCCUGACGAGUACGACAAAAUCAGAUUCCCAGACCAAAUCGUCCAUUUGGGAUCGUCUUCCAGCUGGGCCAAAUUGUCACUCCAUACUUUGUGGGUCAUGGAUUUCCCUGCAGGGGCAGAGCACAUAGUUGUGGAAGAGCUUGCCAGACAGGUGGCAUGGCGCAAGGUGCUAGAUCUUGAGGACUUGGUGGCGGAGAAUCCCUGCUUGCUCGCGAACGGUCCCCGGGAUGGACAACUGAUGAUCUUCAUCGCAAACAAGGGUUUGGCAGUAAAGCCUUGGCUGCUGGUGGAGCUCGGUGGAGAGCCCAAGGGCACGUCAGUGCAAACAACCCGCCUGACGUCAACAGUUCACAUUCCCACAAAUGUCAAGCGGUCAUCAAACAUUCUCCCCUAUAGCAUACGACUUUGUGGGAAGCACAGCGGCUACGUCUUUUGCACUGAUCUGGGACGUGUGUACCACCUGCGAGACGAGUCUAUCAUCUUGGCGGAGCAUGUCUGGGUGUCCCCGGUGCAUGACCCUGACGCGAUGCAGCGUAUUGCCACUUUCAACUUCACGAACCCCGGCAACUCAGCCCAUGGAGUUCCGGUUGCAGGCAACCAGCGCUUUUGCUUGCUGGGGCUGCUGAUGCGCUUCGAAUACUUUCGAAAGCUGUUCGAAGCGUGGUCAGAAGGGGCAUCUGCAAAGGUUGACAUGCUGGAUACCGACGUGGCCACCUUCGACCACUUCAUGCAGUAUGCACAGUGUGGCAGGAUUCAAGAUGACCUCGAUCUUGCAAUGUUGACCUGCUUGCUGCGCUUCGCAAACAAGUAUUUGCUGCCAGACUUGGCUGCACGUUGCUUGUCUCCAAUUCUCUGCAUUCUCGAAGAUGUGUACGACAUGAAGACGCAGAGUAGCACCACGGUAGCGGAACUCCUUCUUCUUGCCGAUGAAGCCGCUGUAGCAUGUCCAACCCUCAAGGCCAAGGUGAUGCAUUCCAUUCUCUCCUUCCGGGGUGACCUGUUGACGGACGCCUCCUUCUUGGCUACGGUCGCAUCGAGAAGUUCGGCCAUGCUCGCUCAGUUGUUGGCUCCCGUGGCUCCAAACCAUGCGUUGUCCCCACCGGAGAAGCGUAGAAGAAAGGCAGAGAAGGUGCAACGCGAUCUGUCUGCUCUUCUCCCCACUUGCCCCAGCUGGGGCGCUGCGUCUCUGACAGCUGAGGGCUUGGCCAGCAGUUGA